This is a messenger RNA of Oxyura jamaicensis (ruddy duck), 3995 nucleotides long. It is a transcript of the gene C4H4orf54, whose product is annotated as chromosome 4 C4orf54 homolog. The transcript is spliced from 2 exons. The record is from RefSeq and is a predicted model, not a curated record. NCBI's taxonomy places the organism in Eukaryota, Metazoa, Chordata, Aves, Anseriformes, Anatidae. The coding region runs from base 116 to 3892 and encodes 1258 amino acids.
GGCCGGGCGAGCCCCCGCCUCUCCUCCCUGCCCGCCCCGCCGAGGGGAGGGGGCCGGGGAGGGCGGCCCGGCCGCCCGCCCCCUCGGGCCACUGCCGCGCCCCGCCGGCCCCAGCAUGGACGCGGCUUCGGGACCGGGCCCCGGGCCGGAGGAGGCGACCGGGAAGGGGAAGGAGGAGGAGGAGGAGGAAGAGGCGGCGGUGUACGUGGAGGUGUGCGGCUCGGCCCGGAGGCACGGCGCGGAGAGCGGAGCCCGAGGGAGCGGGGAUGCGGGCGGCGGCGCGGAGGGCAGGGCUGCGGGGGCAGCAUCCCCCGAGGGGACGGGCACCCCGCCGCAUUGCCCCCAGCGCCAGCACCCGGCAGGAUGCGGCUCUGGCUCCGGGGGGGCGGCCGGGUCCACCAGCGGGCGGCUGGAGCCUUCCUCCUCCUCCUCGUCCUCUUCCUGCUGCCCCUCCCCGGGCAGCAAGGCGGGCGGCCGUGCCUCCGCGGGGGAGCCGGCUCCGACGGAGGGCAAAGCCUCCUCCUCCUCCUCCCUCGGCUACGAGAGCGAGGGGGAGGACGGCACGGGGCGCGGGGAGGCCCUGCCCGGCCGCCCCCCCGGGGCGCCCCCCGUCGGGGGGGACGAGGCGCACUACAUCAGCACGCGGGAGAUCCAGCUGAGCGAGGUGGACCACGACAUGGACUUCGACGCCGGGCUGGCCGCCCGCUGGGACUUCGAGGACGACAACGUGAUCUACUCCUUCGUGGACUACGCCUCCUUCGGCAGCGCCGAGACGCCGGGGGACACGCCGACGGAGGAGGACAAUAGCUGCUACCUCAGCACGACCACCAGCGAGCCCAACAACCCGACGGACAGCGCCGACAACGCCAGCGGCGCCGAGAUCGCCAGCAGUCGCUCGGAAAACGAUACCCCCGGCGGGGACAAGUGCGACGGCUCGGAGGCGAGCCGGCCCCGGCGGCCGGGCGGCCCGGCAGAGAGCCCCGCGGGCCAGCUUCUCCUAUCAAUCAAAGCCGCUUCCCGGGCUAUAAAUGAGUCUAGCAACGGGCAGGAAAAGCAAAACGCCGUCCACGCUGCCAAGCAUGAAGGCGACAUGAGCCUCCGUGUCCCCACCGCCCCUGAACGCGAGGCGAGCCGCGGGCAGGACGCCGUCCACCACCACCACCAGCAGCAGCAGCAGGCGAAGAAAUUCAUCGCGGUGCCGGCGCGGCUGCAGAGCGGCUGCGGGGCCGUGCGGGCGAAGGAGGUGGGCGAGUACUCGAGCGGAGCCUCCAGCGCCGUCAGCGAGCUGGACGAUGCCGACAAGGAGGUGCGGACCCUGACGGCCAGGGCUUUCCGCAGCCUAGCGUACCCCUACUUCGACGCCCUCGCCCUCGGCUCCCGAGCCUCCUCCGCCUCGCUGCCCGACCAUGCGCUGGGCUCCAGCCGCUGGUCCACCUACCUGGACCUCAAGUGCGGCGGCCUGGGGCCGAGGGCCGAGCCCGGCCUGCCGCAGCUCUGCCUCCGCUCCGGCAAGGCGCAGCCCAAAGCCCUGGAGUUCGUGGUCAGCAAGCUGGACGGCGAGAUUGCGCACGUCGAGGCUCCGCCGCGGGUGCUGAGCCUGCUGCAGCCGCCGGGCCCCGGCGCUGCCCCCCGGGCCGCCGCCGUGCCCCCCGACGCCGGGCCGCCCCCCGAGGCUGGCGGCGGGGACCCCCCGCGCAGGGAACCCCCGCAUCCGUCGCUGCUGUCGGAGGGGACGAGCAAGAAGUCGCAGUUCGCCUCCAGCCUUCUCAAGAACGUCAUCUCCAAGAAGAUGCAGCUGGAGCACGAGUUCAAGAUGGAGCGCGGCGAGAUCUCCGACACCUCCUCGGCGGCGACGGACCGGGACCGCGAGCGGGAUCGGGACCGGGAGCGGGACCGGGAGCGGCCGCGGGAGGGCAGCGUGCAGCGGCAGAGCUCCCGGCACUCGGAGGGCGGCUCGGAGCCGGGCGUGCAGGCGGCCGAGGAGGCUGCGGAGGGCGGCGGGGGAAGGUCGCCGGCAUCCAAGGCCUCGACGCCCCGCGAAGGGAGCCGCAGCCUCGACAAGGCCGCCGCGGAGGAGCCCCGCGAGGCUCGCCGGGGAGGCUCGGAGGCGGCCAGGGCCACCACCUUCCUCCGCAGCCACAACAGCGCCUUCAGGACCUGGAAGGAGCGGGAGGCGGAGAAGAAGGAGGAGCGGGCGCCCGUCGGAGGGCCCAAGCCGUCCCCGCGGCGCGACCCCCCCGGCGGCAGGGCCACCAAAACGUCUCGCCUCUUCGUCCCCGCCGUCCAGCCCGCCGCCGGCCCGGAGCCCAAGGAGCCCGCCGGCCCGGGGGUGGUCUCCGCCUCGCCCCCCGCAGCAAAGCCCCGCGGCGCCGAGCUGCAGAUCAGCCUGGGGAGCCGCGACCCGCCCUUCCCCAUCGCCGAGCUGCUCACGCCGCAGCUGGGAGGCCGCCCCGUCGAGGAUGGCCGGGGCCAGCCGCCCAAAGCACCCAAGGGCGAUGGUGCCGACAGGGUGCCGCAGUUCCUGGUGCGCGACGUGCGGGAGGGCAAGGGCAAAAGCCAGGCCCCCCUGCACCAGGUGCGGGACGUGCGGAAGCUGAUCAAAAGCUCCUACAGCGGCGACUCCGGGGAUAACAGCAGCGACAAGGGCAGCGUCGCUUCCGACCAGGGGGGCGCGGAGCACAAGCCUCGGCAGCUGGUCAUCGCGGGCAUCCCCCGCGCCCUGUCCCCGGUGGUCAUCACCUGCCAGGCGCUGGGACACGCCGGGGCCAAGGCCACCGACGGCGGGGGCAAGGCGGCGGCGGCUGGGGGCCGGACGCUGGGCUGCCCGCCGGAGGGCACCGUCCUGGUGCACCGCACGUCGGGGCGGCUGCCGGUGGCCACCAUCGCCCCCAACAAGAGCGACCCCCGGCAGCCGGCCGUGCUGAAGAUCGUCACCAAGGCUGGGGCGCCCUGGCGGCACCAGCAGCCCCCCGGGGCCUCCGACAAGGGCCGGGGGCCGGCGACAGCGGGGGGGGGAGGCGGCGGCGAAGAGGACCCUCGGGAGGAAGGCAAGGCGGCGCCGGUGCAGAACGCGCUGGAGAAGCUGACGGCGGCGGUGCGCAGCAUGGAGGAGCUCUACAGCUUCAGCAAGCGCGAGUGGAAGCGCAAGAGCGACCCGCUGCCCAUCACCGGCAGCCACGUCCUGUCCCUCAUCGCCAGCCAGGAGCGCGACACCGGCCCCCGGCCGCCCCCCGCCCCGGAGCCGCCCCCCAAGGCGGAGGAGCCGCCGCCGCCCCCCAAGGGCCCGGCCCCGCCGGCCGCCCUCUUCCCGCCGCCGCUGCCGCCCUUCGCCGCGCCACCGCCGCAGCUGCUCUGCUUCUCGCCCUCCGUGCCCGCCGCCGAGCCUCUGCCGCAGCGCAGGGUGCUGCUGGACGUGAGCAGCGGGCAGUACUACCUGCUGGACGCCGCCCCGCAGCAGCCGCCCAAGCGGCGCCUCUUCGACCCCGAGACCGGGCAGUACGUCGAGGUGCCGGUGCCCACGCCCGCCGUCGCCCCGCUGCCGCUGCCGCUGCCGCCCUUGGCCCUCAACGCCGGUGCCUACGGCACAGCCUACAUGCUCUACCCUGGCCUGCUGCCUGCCGCCACUGUGCUGCCCGCUGCCGCCCUGCCGCGCCCACUCUCCCACCCGGGCAGCGAUGGCAGCACGGCGGCCGAGCCCGGCAGCCCGGCAGUGGAGGCCGAGGGUCCCUACUUCAUGCCCGGUGGCGAAGGCCCGGCCACAGCCUCGACGGUGGCCUCGACGGUGGCGGCCAAGCCGCUGAUCAGCAUCACGGCGCCUGCCGGAGGCCCGCGGCUCGUUGCGCCGCCUUCCUUCGACGGCACGACCAUGCGGCUGGUGGUGGAGCACCGGUAGGCAGCAGGGAGGGGGCCCACAGGGGUCCCCAAAGGAGGCCAGGGGAGAGCAGUGCCCUCACAGUGGCAAGGUCAUGCCCAUGGCCCCUUCUUGUCUUCCCCAU